AUGGAGGAGCAAGCUGUAGUGUUGGAGAAGGAGUCAUGGUCUAUAGACAUGAAACAACGAUUCGACGAUGAACUGUCCAAAAUUCGAGUUAAUGCUGCAAAAAACAGUAUUUUCUUAACUGAAACUACUUACCAGAAGUUAAUAAAUGAUGUACAAAAAGCCAAAAUGACUACUACGAAGGAACCCAGGGACUAUUGGUUGCUGAAUCGCUAUGAUGUGAUGAUUGUAGAAAACAAAAGUAAACUCAUUUAUCCUGUUAAAGAAGGCGUCAGUACUAUACAGUAUUACGUCACGGACUCAGAGUUAUUUCACGUACUUCAUGAAGCUCAUUUGGCUAUUGGACAUGGAGGACGUGAUAGAAUGUUGAAAGAACUUUCAACCAAAUACAAAAACGUUACACGUCAUGAUAUUGAACUGUACAUCCACCUUUGUGAACCUUGCCAGAAAAAACAGAAAGGUAUUAAAAAGGGCAUUGUUGUGAAACCUAUGAUUUUUUCCGAAUUUAAUUCCCGUUGUCAGGUAGAUCUUAUUGACUUUCAGUCUCAGCCACAUAGAGAAUACAAAUUUAUUAUGUUGUACCUAGAUCAUCUCACAAAAUUUGUGAUUCUUAAGUCUCUAACGUCAAAAAGAGCUGAAGAAGUAGCCUACAACCUAGUGGACAUAUUCUCAUUGCUUGGAGCUCCAUCUAUAUUACAGUCUGACAAUGGUAGGGAAUUUGUCAAUAAUGUGGUGACCAGCUUGAAGGAGUUUUGGCCAGCACUGAAGAUCGUCCAUGGGAAGCCUCGCCAUUCACAAAGCCAGGGUAGUGUCGAAAGAGCUAAUCAAGAUAUCGAAAAUAUGCUCUGUACUUGGAUGCAGAACAACAAAUCUGACCGCUGGAGUGAAGGACUGCGUUUCGUUCAAUUUAUGAAAAAUAGAGUUUAUCAUUCUGGGAUCAAAAGAACACCAUACGAAGCUCUUUUUGGCUGUAAACCUAAAGUAGGGCUUACAACGUCUUUUCUACCAGAAGAUGUUUUAAAAGACAUAAAAACAGAGGAGCAGCUAGAAAAAGUAAUAGAAAGCAUCCAAACAAUGGAAAAAAGGUGA
Messenger RNA from Erpetoichthys calabaricus (reedfish), 1086 nucleotides. RefSeq names its product KRAB-A domain-containing protein 2-like. Gene Ontology annotation, biological process: DNA integration. The record is from RefSeq and is a predicted model, not a curated record. Bases 1 to 1086 code for a protein of 361 amino acids. Gene Ontology annotation, molecular function: nucleic acid binding. The transcript has a single exon. NCBI's taxonomy places the organism in Eukaryota, Metazoa, Chordata, Cladistia, Polypteriformes, Polypteridae.